Brassica rapa (field mustard) is the source of this 1647-nucleotide messenger RNA. RefSeq lists its product as uncharacterized. Lineage: Eukaryota; Viridiplantae; Streptophyta; Magnoliopsida; Brassicales; Brassicaceae. The record is from RefSeq and is a predicted model, not a curated record.
GGUUUAACCGCUGGUCUGAGGAGAAUCAUCUGUUAAAGAAUAUUACAUAAGCAUACUUAACCCAAUUAAUAUAGGAUAGGUUUCCAAAACAAUACAUUUCGAUUGAAAAAAAACAAAACUCUUGCCGUCUCAACACUCUCGCCGUUUCAAACUUCUCGAAUCUCACUCGUCUCCGCCUCUCGAAUCUCUCUCUCAUCUCCAUAUCUCUCGAUCUCCGACGAAAACCCAUCUCCAGAACUCUCUCUCUCUCGAUCUUUUACGCGAGCUCUCUCUAUUCUCCGAGAAAAACCAUUUCUAGAGCUCUAUCUCUUGAAGGAUAGAAACAAGAUGGGAGAUCCAUUACCAUUAAGACUAGCACUGCCUGAGCUGAGGUAUCCGAUUGGAUCAGAGCCAGAGAAGACGAUAUCGAUAAACCAACACUCGAUAGUUGCUUAUAUCAAAACUGUUAAGGAAAUUCUAGGAAAUGAUGAGUUCAACAGAAUAAGAGGGACGUUUUUGGGACCGGUGAUCAAGCUUGGAGAGAGGUCUUUGAAAUUAUCAGCUAAGAUAGUGCACGCAGUUCUCACCAAAAGCAUCAAGACAGUGAAGAGACACGAAGCAUGGUUCCAUUUUGGUGCUCAGCCAAUGAGGUUCUCUAUAAGAGAAUUCCACAUGGUGACUGGUUUGAAAUGUAGUGGUGAAGCAAGAGAACCACGAGAGGGAACCGAGAAAUUUAAGUGGGACUUCCUAAAAGGGCGUACUCAUACAGUAAAGGACGUGGAGAAGCAGCUCAGAAACACAAGAGAAGAUGCUUCUGAUGAGAGAUUCUGCCUUGCAAUGCUCCUCCUGAUUGAGAGCAUACUACUACAGAAGAGCCUUCUCGACGGUGGCACAACUUUUACUUUGGAUUAUGUGAAAAUAGCGCAGGAUAUGGAUGUCUUGAUGACAUACCCAUGGGGGAGAACAGCUUAUAAUUUGCUGUUAAAAUCACUUCAGAGAGCUGUCGACAAAAGCCUCGACAAAAACAAUUAUGAUUUGCAAGGGUUCCCUAUGGCAUUUCUUAUAUGGAUACUUGAGUCAGUACCUUUGCUACAGUAUGCAUUCAGUCAAGUUGUUCCUAUUCUGAGCGUUCAACCGUCUACCCCAAUAUUUUUGUGUGAGAAGUACCUUCAAAUAGCUUCUCCACAGCUGAUAGAUGUUCUCCUAAUUGAAAUCAAAGAUCAUGUAAGUUUUUACAUUAUUUUUUUCUUGUUUCUGUUUUGCCUUAUGAUUCUCCAUUUAAAAGCUAAUUAUUUUUAUGGUUUCAGCUUAAGGUCACAUGCAUCCUACCUCCUAUUUCUAAUGAUCCAGAAGCUGAUGUUUGCAUGGGAGACGAAGCUAAUAAAGAUCUGGAUGACAUGGCCGAUUUAUCCAAGAGAGGUUAUAAGUUUAAAAUUAGAGAUUGGCGAAACAUGUCAGUAGACCUAUACGGUGCUAAUGAAGAAAUAAGAAGAGCAUCUUUACUGUUUGGGAAUGGAGGGAUGAGUCAAGCUUCUACUUCGUAUCAGGAGGAGUCUUUGGAAUCAAAGAUCAACAGAAUCAGCGAGAUGGUGGGAGAUAAUUUAAGGAUCAUGAACGAUCGUUUGUGUUUGAUUGAAAAAGACAGGAAACAGAUUAAAGAACGUGUGA